AUGCCCAAUGAUGAAGAAGAAGAACCUUUAUUCCUUGAAGAAGAAGAGGUUGCUCCUGUUGAUCCUACGAAGAUUGUGGUAAAGUAUGAUUUUAAUGACAAGAAGGCAUUUAAGAAACAUCUUAGAGGUUACUGUGUAAAACAAAAUUGUCAAUACAAGACAUAUAAGAGUGACAAAAAAAGGCUAAGAGUCAGUUGUAGGUUUAGGGAAGAGUAUGGUUGUAACUGGUUUGUGAAUAGCAUAAAAAGGCAUGAUUCCACUUUUAUUGUUAGGAAGGUAAAUCUAGAACAUACUUGUGUUGGUAAUCCAAAGAGUUUUAACAGAUCUGCAGAUCCUGAGUUUGUGAAAGAGGUUGUACAUGAUAAGCUAAAGCAGACAGCUGGGGCCUUAAUUCCAAAGCCUGGACACAUUGCAAGGGACUUUUUUGUUACUCAUAGCAUCAACAUACCAUAUAUUUUUGCAUGGAAGGCAAGAAAUCUUAUUUUAGAAGAUUUGUUUGAUAAGGCAUUCAUGAGCAUGACUAUUUCUUUUGCUGCACUAAUGAGAAGAUGGAAGAAAUCUGGAAGAUCAGUCAUAGGGUUAGAUGCAUGCCAUCUAACUGGAAAGCGUGGUGGUGUUCUAAUGGCUGCAACAUCACUUGAUGGUCAGAACAAUCUUGUUCCUUUAGGCAUUAAGGCCUGUCAGAGUGAAACUAAGGAGAACUGGACUGGAUUCCUCAAGGACUUAGCUCCAAUGAUCAAUGCACAUCAUGCUGGCAGAAUUACUUUUAUUUCUGAUAGGCAGAAAGGCUUGUUGGAAGCUGUUCCUAAGGUUUUCCCUGGUGCAAGAGUUAGGUAUUGUUUCAGGCACUUAUACAAGAACUUCAAGAAGUACUACAAGGACCCACCUUGCACAGUUCAUUGUGGAAUGCAUGCAAAGCUUACAAACAUAUGCAAAGAAAAUGCUGAUGCUGGUGAAUAUCUUAGGAAAGAAGAUCCAAGUAUUUGGUCUAGGGCCUAUUUUGAUCCCAUUAGCUGUUGUGAGCAUAUGAAUAAUAAUUUUUCUGAAUCUUUUAAUUCCAUGGCUUCUAAUAUGAGAGAUAAACCUAUAAUUCAACUAGGCAUGAUGUAUGGUCAGUUAGUAAUGGGUUUGUUCUUUAAGAGAAGGGAAGAAUCUGCUAAGUGGGAUGAAAAUGGAUUGGUCCCUGCUGCUGUUAAAUUAAUAAAUAAAAUGCUUGACUUGGUUGGUAAGUUCGAUGCAGAAGGCAGUGUCGUUGGACAAAUUUAUUUGGUAACUAAUGUGAUCACCAAGAAAAUCUUCACAGUGAAUAUUGUAGGCAAGCAAUGCACUUGUUUGCAAUGGCAGCUAAGGGGAUUCCCUUGUCAACAUGUUGUAUGUGCAUUGAAGCUGCUAAGGCCCAACUGGAAAGAGACCACAUACGCAGAUGUUGUCAAACCAUUAGAAGACAUAACUGAAUGGGUGUGGGAAGAUCAGCCAACCAUGGACGUCAACAUAAAGCCUCCUCCUUAUCAGAGAAAAACUGGAAGACCAUCAAAGAAGAGGAAGAGAAGUUAUGAUGAACCUGAAACUGUGGUGAAGAAAAAAAAGUGUGGAAAAUGUGGAUCUACUGCUGGUCACAACAAGAGAACCUGUACUGGUGGUGAUGUUGGUAAAAACCAAACUGGAUUCAAGCCAAGCACUGAGUAUGAUGCUGCAAACUGCACCUUCACUAGUAGAGAUCAGCCUGAAAGUAGCUAUGCAAGGGGUAAAGCAAAGGCAAACACAUCUAGAGGUACAUCAUCAUUUAUUGGUGACUCAUCUGCAGGACCUAGCACUCAUGGAAGACCACCAGCAGGACCUGGCACUAAUCAAGAUAAUCAAAAUUUCAGUCAGAUUUUUGCUGGUAUUGGAUAUGCAGGUGUUGGUUGGUUAGGUUUCUUUGUUGCUUUACACACUGAUUCUGGUCUGGACAUUUAUAUGUACCAGAAGUCAGUUUUAUUUUGA
Papaver somniferum (opium poppy) is the source of this 1983-nucleotide messenger RNA. RefSeq lists its product as uncharacterized. Bases 1 to 1983 code for a protein of 660 amino acids. Gene Ontology annotation, biological process: DNA transposition. Lineage: Eukaryota; Viridiplantae; Streptophyta; Magnoliopsida; Ranunculales; Papaveraceae. The record is from RefSeq and is a predicted model, not a curated record. Gene Ontology annotation, molecular function: DNA binding; transposase activity; zinc ion binding. The transcript has 7 exons.